AUGCAAUUACCUCCAGGUAUGAACACUUGCAAAGAAGGAUUGGUAUGUAAGCUAACAAAAUCUCUAUAUGGCUUAAAGCAAGCUAGCAGGCAAUGGUUUGAAAAACUAUCUUCUUAUCUUAUAUCUGUUAAAUAUAGCCAAUCCAAGUCUGAUCACUCAUUGUUUACCAAAAGAACUGCCACUGGUUUUACUGCUUUACUUGUAUAUGUGGAUGACAUUGUGUUAACAGGAAAUUCUAUGGAAGAAAUUAACCACAUAAAAGAGCUUUCGCAUAAAAAGUUUCGUAUUAAGGACCUUGGAGAGCUUAAAUAUUUUCUUGGACUUGAAGUAGCAAGAUCCAAGGAGGGAAUUCAUUUGUGCCAGAGAAAGUAUGCCUUGGACAUACUUGAGGAAACAGGAAUGCAAGGUUGCAAGCCUUCUUCUACCCCUUUUCUGAGAGACACCAGCACACUAUACAAAGAGGACAACUAUCUGGCCAACCCUGAAUCCUAUAGAAGAUUGAUAGGGAAGUUACUCUACCUCACCAAUACCAGACCUGACUUAUGUUUUACUGUCAAUCUUCUCAGCCAAUCAAUGCAAUCUCCCACUCAUUAUCAUUAUCAAGCUAUUCAACAUAUUCUCAGAUAUAUAAAAUCCUCACCUUCUGAAGGGUUAUUCUUUGCAGCUAAUUCACCUAAACAACUAAAGGCCUUUAGCGACUCCGAUUGGCCCACAUGUCCCAACACAAGGAGAUCCACUACGGGGUUUUGCGUGUUCCUUGGAUCAUCACUCAUUUCCUGGAAAUCUAAGAAGCAGAAGACUGUUUCCAGAUCUUCCACUAAAGCAGAGUAUAGGGCUCUUGCUGCCACCGUAUGCGAAAUACAGUGGCUUCAUUAUCUUUUGCAAGAUUUUCAAAUUGAAGAGGUUGGGGUACCUAUUUUAUAUUACGACAACAGAUCAGCACGACACAUCGCUCACAAUUAG
Molecule: messenger RNA, 963 nt
Organism: Vigna radiata var. radiata (mung bean)
Lineage: Eukaryota; Viridiplantae; Streptophyta; Magnoliopsida; Fabales; Fabaceae
Exons: 1
Coding region: 1-963 (320 amino acids)
Source: RefSeq, a predicted model, not a curated record